Molecule: messenger RNA, 2550 nt
Organism: Plasmodium gonderi
Lineage: Eukaryota; Apicomplexa; Aconoidasida; Haemosporida; Plasmodiidae
Product: pseudouridylate synthase
Exons: 1
Coding region: 1-2550 (849 amino acids)
Biological process (GO): pseudouridine synthesis
Molecular function (GO): RNA binding; pseudouridine synthase activity
Source: RefSeq, a predicted model, not a curated record
AUGUUCAUAUACGGGUUACUAACGAUAGCUUUUCUAGACAUAAUUAAAUCAUUCAGAAUCAUGAAAAUUGUUAUAACCAAUACUAGUGGACUAAACGUCGUAGAUAAUAAAUUUGAACCCAAGUAUUUCACAAAAAAUAAAUUACGUUUUGUUAGCCCAUAUGUAUACACAUAUAAAUUAUACACGAAAAAAAGAUGGAUAGGAAAAAAAAUAUCAGACAUAUUAACCUCGGAAUUUUGUGCUUAUGAUCUUAACUACUUUAAAGAAUCCAUAAAAAAAGGAUAUAUAAAAGUUAACCAUGAAAAUGUGACAUGUGAUUAUUUAUUGAAAAGCAAUGACUUGAUUCAACAUAAACUCCUGUUAUUCGAAAAAACUGUGAUAUCUAAUAAGAUAAUAAUUUUAUAUGAAGAUGAAAAUUUUCUGUGUGUAUAUAAGUCUGCUAGUAUACCUACCCACCCUGUCGGGUUCUACCAGUAUAAUUCACUCCUACGAACUUUACAAAAUUAUAUCACGUCCUGUUCUUUAAAAAAGGAACAAUCCGAUAUGAGACAAAAUUUGGAAAUGGUGACAGGUGAAGUUGGGGGUGAAGCUGGGGGUGAAGUGACAGAGAAUGUACUGGAUGAAGAUGUCAUAAAAAUUAGCUUUAAUUUUAAAAACAACAAUUUUAAGAACAUGGAAAGAAUGGAAAACUCUCCUUUUCCAGAUGGUACUAGUCCAGGGCACGGUUCAAAAGUGUAUUGCGAAGAAAUGAAGGAACCAAAAAAAUACAACAUGAGUAGUAACAUAGGAAAAAGGGAGAACAGAGGAGAAGAAGGAGAAUAUACAAGCGAAAAAGAUGCGAGUUUGAUAAAUUACUCGAGAAAGAGGAAACAAAGUCAAACAUAUUUAGACCAGCAAAAGUGCAUGAACGAUUCAGGGAAAAAUUAUAAAAAAAUAUCAACAGAUUUAAAUUGUAGUUACACUGGUGUGGGAGAUGUUUAUUUGACUACUUCAAAUCACAUAAAUAACGAAAAGAAUCAAAAGGAUGAAAGAAACCAGUACAUAUCUUCAUCAACCGGUGAAACGGAGAACCUAUCAUCAACUGGAUUCAUCAUUAGUGAGGAGAAGAAAAAAAAUGAUGAAAAAUUGGGAUCUCAAACAUCAACAGAUGAUGUGGGACGACGCAGGGAGGAAUGCAUUAAGUCAAGAGACAAGGGAAGGAUCUGCAAAAAGGUAGCCCAACCAGCAAACCAACCAGGAAACAAAGUCGAAAGAGACGAUUCCUACAUUUACACACUACAUAGACUAGAUAAGCUAACAUCAGGAAUUGUCCUUUUCGGAAAAAACAAAAAAUUUUCAACCUUCUUUUCGCAAAAUAUUUCGAAUAACAAAAUGAAAAAAUCGUACAUAACAAGAGUAGAAGGUGAUUUUCGAACCCUUAUUAAGAAACUCAUAGAUGACAAAAAAAAAAAAAUACUAAAGGAUUUGGAUAGCAAAAUAUUGAAUGAUAUAAUAGAGAAGUAUUGCUAUGGUAACAAAGAAGGUGCUCCUCUACCUUUCAAUGAUGAGGAAUUUUUUAAAAAUGAUAUAUUUUUGUAUGAAAAUAAAUACACCAGAGAGGAUAUUAGAAAUGGAGAAAGUGACAUGAAGACCCUGGCCCGUAUUGUGUAUGAGAAGAAAAGUUACCUAAAAGAUGCUUUUGACGUGGAAAAGUUUGAAAUGGACGAUUACAUGUGUGAAAAUGCAAAAACGCAAAAGAAAGAUUUUGAUACCUAUCAUAAGUACUUCCUCAUAGAUUUCGGAUACAUGUACUGUGAAGAUAAGAAACUUCUAAAAUAUGUAUUUACAAAAUACACCCAAAAAAAUCACGAACUCAUGAAGCAAUAUUCCCUUAAACCAAGUGUCACGAAAUUUAUGUUUCUUUCAUAUAACGCAGACCUGAAUGAAUCCCUCGUUUUAUGUCAACCGAUAACUGGUAGAACCCAUCAAAUUAGAGCACAUCUAAAGAGUCUCACUUUUCCCAUAUCGAACGAUGCACAGUAUAAUGAAGAAUUCGAGAAAGAGUACAUGAGUAAGUCAGAAUAUUUACACUUUGAUGAAACAGAAGAAGAGCGUUCGGGGGAAGAAGACAAAAAAUUCAGUCAUUAUCAAGGGAGUGCACAAAUGGGAACCUGUAAGGAUUCACACAAAUAUGAAGAAUUUACAGCUGAAAAAAUUGCACCUGAAAUGGAAAACAGUGAAUCAUCCUGUAGAAAAAAAUUAAAAAAAAAUCCAGAAAAACCAGAAAAGUACUCCUACUUCCCCCUCAUCCCAUUUUUGAAUACGUCCUUUCAUUGGCUCUAUGAUGACAAUAUAAAUCUUAAUAGCACCAACAAUGAAACCUACUUGAAUAAUUACUUUUUCAAAAAAAUUAGUAACAUUACUUAUCACAGCUCAGGAAUAUUCUUGCAUUCCUUUAGAUACACAUGGGAAAAUGUCUUUGACAUUUUUACGCUGCUUCCUAAGUGGUGUACAUUAUUUUAUAUUCCAAAGAGCAUUAUUAUUUUUUUGCUAUAUGGCUCUUUAUCCUAG